AUGCCUCUUCCCCUGCGAACCCUGGGCCGAGAUGGCCCCCAAGUCCCUGCCAUCGGUCUCGGUCUUGGGAGCCUCGGCGGAUUCUACGGCCCAGCAGGUACCGUCGACGAGAAAGUGGCCCUUUUAGAUCAUGCACAUGCUACCGGACUACGUUUCUGGGACAUGGCCGAUGUUUACGCUGAUAACGAGGAUGUCGUCGGUGAAUGGAUUCAGCGAUCUGGCAAGCGCGAUGACAUUUUCCUGUCCACCAAGUUUGCGCUCCAGCGCCAACCGGAUGGAAGGCACACCUUUCAUUCUGAUCCCGAGUACGUCAAGGCCGCAUGUGAAAAGAGCCUCCAGAGACUCGGGGUGGAAACCAUUGACCUUUAUUACUGCCAUCGGGUGGAUGGGGUCACGCCCAUUGAAAAGACCAUCGAAGCCAUGGUGGAGCUGAAGAACAAAGGAAAGAUUCGGUAUCUCGGUCUGUCGGAGGUCUCAGUAGCCACGCUUCGUCGAGCGCAUGCCGUCCACCCCAUUGCCGCUCUACAGAUGGAAUACAGCUUAUUUACUCUGGACAUCGAAUCGUCUACCUCGGAGAUCCUGAAAACCUGCCGCGAGCUAGGUAUAACUGUCGUAGCCUACAGCCCUAUUGGACGCGGUGUUCUCACCGGCCGGUUCCAAUCUCACGCAGACAUCCCUGAGGGUGACUUGCGCCGCAUGUUGCCCAAGUACUCGGAGGAAAACUUCCCUAAGAUCAUGAAGUUGGUGCAGCGAUUGAAAGACGUUGGCAAUGCCCAUGGAAGUACCCCGGCACAGGUCGCUCUUGCGUGGCUGCUGGCGCAAGGACCGGAGAUCAUUCCCAUUCCAGGUACGAAGUCUACCGCCAAAAUGGACGAAAAUGCUGCCUCUGCGCUGCUUCAGUUGAGCGACCAAGAAGUGCAAGAGAUUCGGACUCUAGCGGAGCGAGCAGAAAUCCAAGGUACUCGGUACCCUGCCGCGGUGAUGGCCACUCUCUCCGCAGAUACCCCGCCACUAUAG
Messenger RNA from Venustampulla echinocandica, 1017 nucleotides. RefSeq lists its product as uncharacterized. The transcript has 3 exons. The record is from RefSeq and is a predicted model, not a curated record. Lineage: Eukaryota; Fungi; Ascomycota; Leotiomycetes; Helotiales; Pleuroascaceae. The coding region runs from base 1 to 1017 and encodes 338 amino acids. Gene Ontology annotation, cellular component: cytoplasm.